CCUCUUUAAAAAGGCCUGCACCAAUUCACCUGUGUAUCACUCUGCAGUUCAUAUAAUAGAUCUCUCAAGAGACUAUUUGUGCGGUGUUGAAAACAAGAAAAUUUCUAAAUCCUAAGACUGAUGAAAUGGCUUUGAGUUUUGAAUCCUACAAGUGGAAGUAUGAUGUGUUCUUGAGCUUCAGAGGGGUUGACACACGUAGGAGUUUCACAAGCCAUCUCUACCAUGCUCUAUGCCAAAAGGGAGUUAAUACCUUCAUAGACUACAAGGGGCUUGAAAAGGGAGAGCAGAUUUCACAUUCAAUUCUCAGAGCUAUUGAAGGCUCUAGGAUAUCAGUCGUCAUAUUCUCCGAAAACUAUGCAUCUUCCAUUUCUUGCUUGGAUGAACUCGUUAAGAUCCUUGAGUGCAAGGAUUCCAAGGGGCAGCUGGUUUUGCCAGUCUUUUAUAAUGUGAAUCCAUUGCAACUAAGAGGUCAACAUGGAAGUUUUGCAGAAUAUUUAGCAAAACAUGAAGAGAAGUUCAGGGAUGAUAUCAACAAAGUGAAAAGGUGGAGAGCAGCUCUAUAUCAAGCUUCUACUUUGUAUGGGUGGCAUCUAGGAGAUGGUCAGGAAUCAAAGUUUGUGCAGAGAAUUGUUGAAGAGAUCAUGAAUAAACUGAACCGCAUACCUUUCAAUGUUGCUAAGCAUCCUGUUGGGCUGGAUUCUCUGACUGAAGAUAUCAAAUCACUCUUAGAAGUUGGAUCAGGUGGUGUUCGGGCUAUAGGAAUUCAUGGAAUUGGUGGAAUAGGAAAAACAACACUUGUUAAGGCUGUUUAUAACCAUAUUUCUCAUCUGUUUGAGGGUAGUGCCUUCAUUGUAAAUGUUAGAGAAAUUUCAAGCCAAAGGGAUGGCUUAGUACAACUACAAGAAGCUCUUCUCUCGGAGAUUUUAAGCCGCAGAGAUUUCAAAGUAGGCAAUACAGAUAGAGGGAUUAAUCUGAUAAAGAACAGGCUCUGUUGCAAAAAGGUUCUCAUAGUUGUUGAUGAUUCUGAUUCAUUGGAGCAGCUGGAAUCAUUGGUUGGAGACUGCAGUUGGUUUGGAUCAGGAAGUAGGAUUGUCAUAACAACUAGAGAUGAGCAUUUGCUAAUUUCUCACAAUGUGGAAACUAACUACAAGGUGAAGGAAUUAAGACAUGAACAUGCUCUUGAACUCUUUAGUUGGUUUGCUUUCAAAAAACCAUGUCCUCCAUCAAAUUAUGAGGGGUUGUCCUCCCAAAUAUUAAACUAUGCCAAGGGCUUGCCGUUGGCACUAACAGUUUUGGGGGCCUACCUGUGUGGUAGAGGGAGAGCCGAGUGGAUAAGUGCACUAGCUAAACUGAAAAAAACUCCAAAUAAACAAAUCUAUGCAGUACUUAAAAUCAGCUUUGAUGGGUUAGAAGAGGAUGAAAAGACCAUUUUUCUGGAUAUUGCAUGUUUCUUCAAGGGAGAGGACAAAGAAUAUGUGAAAAUGAUACUUGAUGCUUGUGACCUGCACUCGGAUACUGGCUUUGGAGUUCUAAUGGAUAAGUCUCUCAUCACUAUGCAACUGAACAAGCUUUGGAUGCAUGAUCUGCUACAGGAAAUGGGUAAAGAAAUUGUACGCCAAGAAUCUCCCCAAGAGCCUGGAAAACGUAGUAGGCUAUGGUUUCAUGAAGAUGUACUUUAUGUAUUAAACCAGAACACGGGAACUAACAACAUUGAAGGCAUAAAGCUUGACUUACCAGAACCGGAUAAAAUAAAUGGUAAAGCUUUUGCAAAGAUGAAAAGACUUAGAAUUCUUGUGAUCAACAAUGCACUUGUUACUGAUGAAAUUCAGUAUCUCUCUGAUGAGCUACGACUAAUCGAUUGGCCGGGAUACCCAUCUUCAACUCUACCACCAAAUUUCCAUCCAAGAAGAUUGGUUUCUUUAAACAUGAGUCAUAGCCACAUCAAACAUUUGUGGAAGGGAGCAAAGAUAUUCAGAGACUUGAAACUUGUGUCUUUUAGCUGCUGUGAACACCUCACUGAAAUUCCAGACAUGUCAAUGGUCCCGAACCUUGAAAGUCUCAGCAUAGACAAUUGUAAAAGUCUAAUUAGGGUACAUGAGUCUGUAGGAACUCUUAAUAAGCUUGUUACUUUAAACCUUAUGUUCUGCUCCAAUCUCAAUACCCUUCCAAGUCGUUUCAAGUUAAAGUCUCUUCGCAAUCUUCUCCUUACCGGCUGCUCAAAGCUAAGAAAGUUUCCUGAGAUUGUUGAGAAUAUGGAACAUCUUGAAGAAAUCCUUCUCCAAGGAACAGCUAUAAAAGAACUACCUCAAUCAAUUGAAUACCUAGUUGGGCUAAAAUCCUUAUUCCUAGAUUCUUGCCAGAACCUUGAGCAUCUCCCCAGUAGCAUUCAGAAAUUGCAAUACCUUACUACUCUUAAUCUUAGUUACUGCUCUAAGCUUCAGGAGCUUCCAAAACUUCCACCAAUUACAAAAUAUUUAGACAUAAGUGAUUGUAGAUCUUUGGAAAGUUUUACAAUGUUGUCCAGCCCAUCAAAUGUUAUUGCUGAGGAUCUCUCAAGUUUUCAACAAAUGAGCUUCAUUAACUGCCAUAAAUUGAUUAAUGAACAGGUCCAGUUCCACUUAACGAAUCUCUUCUACAAUGAGGGACCUGAUAGUGAUACUUAUCUGGUAUUUGUUAAUGGUGAUUUUGUGCUUCCCGGCAGCAAGAUCCCGGAUUGGUUUCAUCAUCAGAGUACUAAUGGAUCAAUUAAUCUUGAGAUGGCUUCAAUUUUGUAUGGUAAGCCAGCGAAGUUGUUUCUUAGUGCAGUUAUUGAGUUGGAGAAAGGCGCUUUCACAACCAGCAUGUUUGCAUGUGCUUAUGAAAUUUUCAUCAACGAUACAAAAGUAUUUGAGCAAAAAAGAGCUUUUGAAGCACUGGACUCAAGUCAUUUGUGGUUGAGUAGGAUGAAAUGCAGUCAUUUGAUGUGGCACCUCAACAAUGUUCGUUAUUGGAAUCACUUACGGAUUUCAUUUCGGAUAUCUGAAGUAUCAUCAAAGGCGAAAGUAAGAGCAGUCUUGAAGAACUGUGGUUUCCAUAUAUGCUGCAAUCAAGAAGGGUAUCUGGUUGAUCCUACAGCAAUAAGGAAUUCCAUAGGAUGAACCAUACGCUACACAUACCACAUGACAGAUUUAUGUAUGUUACGAAUAGAAGAUUAACACAAUGGAAACAAAAUAAGAAUCUAAGUCUCAGGAAUACUCAAAUUUGCAGAAGAUCUAAUUAGUUGAUUAUAUUUACUAAUACCCAUAGAGUAGGGUGAUGCAAUUGGGUUGUCAGAUGUAAUGGUUAGUGACUUAGUGUUCA
This is a messenger RNA of Arachis stenosperma, 3339 nucleotides long. RefSeq names its product disease resistance protein RUN1-like. Bases 126 to 3137 code for a protein of 1003 amino acids. Gene Ontology annotation, biological process: signal transduction; defense response; dephosphorylation. The transcript has 5 exons. The record is from RefSeq and is a predicted model, not a curated record. Gene Ontology annotation, molecular function: ADP binding; phosphatase activity. Lineage: Eukaryota; Viridiplantae; Streptophyta; Magnoliopsida; Fabales; Fabaceae.